Messenger RNA from Fusarium odoratissimum NRRL 54006, 1197 nucleotides. Its product is annotated as cysteine sulfinate desulfinase. Bases 48 to 1001 code for a protein of 317 amino acids. The transcript has 3 exons. NCBI's taxonomy places the organism in Eukaryota, Fungi, Ascomycota, Sordariomycetes, Hypocreales, Nectriaceae. The record is from RefSeq and is a predicted model, not a curated record.
AUCUUAUCAAAGACUUAGAGAGUAAAAUCGUCUUCACAGCUACCAUAAUGUCUCAUGUCAACUUGCUCAAAGCCGCCCGCCCAGCAUGGCGAGCCUCAACCGCAAUCCCCAAGGCCGCUAUCAGGCCCUUCUCAGUAUCCCGUCAGCUUAGGACUCCUCCGAUUCUGUUGGAAGAUAAAGACAAAGGUUUCGGGUUUAUCCGCCACAACAAGCGUCCACCGAAACCUCGGUCUGUCGGAGUGACUGAGAUUCGGGGGCCAUAUUACUCAGUGUUGGGAAAACGAUACCUACAGGAUGUCCUUGAGACGAUGGGACACCAUGUCGAUGGACUCAAGUUUGCUGGUGGUUCCUUUUCCCUAUUCCCAGAAGAUAAACUCAAAGAGCUCAUCAAUCUCGCUCACGAGUACAACGUCUACGUUUCUACUGGCGGAUGGAUGGAGCACGUCCUUCUUCAAUCUGAUCCCGCGUGGGCUGUGGAUCAAUAUCUCAAGAAGUGCAAACAACUCGGCUUCGAUGUUAUCGAAAUCUCAUCAGGCUUCCUCUCUAUCCCCCAAGACGACUGGCUCCGCAUCGUCGAUAAAGUCCACUCCGCCGGUCUAAUCGCCAAACCCGAAUGCGGCAUUCAAUUCGGCGCCGGCGGCGACACAGAAGCUUCCGAGCUCUCAUCACUCGGAACAUCUGACCCUUCCAGGAUAAUCCACAUGGGAAAACGUUUCAUCGACGCUGGAGUAGAGCGCAUCAUGAUUGAGAGCGAGGGCAUUACAGAGAAUGUCAAGAGUUGGAGGACGGAUGUAAUUCAGCAGAUCUUGAGGGAGUUGCCGCAGGAGAAAGUCAUGUUUGAGGCGGCGGACCCAAAGGUGUUUAAUUGGUAUGUAAGAGAGUUUGGGACUGAUGUUAAUUUGUUUGUGGACCAUUCGCAGAUUGUGCAGUUGUCGUGUUUGAGGGAGGGAAUUUGGGGACAAUCUGAUACGUUUGGAUCGGUUGUUAAUUACAGGCCUUGAUGUUUUGUUAGUUGAGGUGUAAGUUUGUUGAGGUUUGGACAAGCAAUUGGCUCGUCUAAAUCGUGAUGCCAUCAUGAUGCACUGAGUGACCCCGCGAUGGGGCAGGACAAUCUCGAUGGAAGCACUGCACGCUGACAUCAUUGCUCAGAGAUAUAAAUAACAUGUCAUGAUCAUUUAAAUUUCUUCCUUCACUUAC